This is a messenger RNA of Sorghum bicolor (sorghum), 3243 nucleotides long. Its product is annotated as calmodulin-binding transcription activator 4. Gene Ontology annotation, cellular component: nucleus. Bases 307 to 2844 code for a protein of 845 amino acids. Lineage: Eukaryota; Viridiplantae; Streptophyta; Magnoliopsida; Poales; Poaceae. Gene Ontology annotation, molecular function: protein binding; transcription coregulator activity; double-stranded DNA binding. The transcript is spliced from 11 exons. Gene Ontology annotation, biological process: regulation of transcription by RNA polymerase II. The record is from RefSeq and is a predicted model, not a curated record.
GAGAGAAAACUCAGCAACCGCCGCGUUGCGCUCGCGCAGGGGAAUCUGUCGCCGUGUCGCACGCUUUCCCCUUUUCCUCCUCCGCCUGCUCUCACGUGUUCAUCGUUUCUUCUCGCCCCAUUCCAUCCAUCGUUCCACUCCCAUCCCUCUCCCCAGGCCAUCACUCAGCGCGUUGCUGUCGCCUGGGAACAAUAGAGUUUGCGAGGAGAGGGGACCAAUCCACAGGGUUUAAAUCGGCCUCGGCCCCGCCUCGAGUUCUUGCUGGAUUCGCUCGGAGCGGGGGCGCGGGCUUGUCGGCACAGCGCGAUGCAGCAGCAGCCGCAGCAGCAAGGCUUGGACAUAGACAAGCUACAACAGGUUGUGAAGACCCGCUGGCUAAAGCCUCAAGAAGUUCUGAAGAUACUGCAGAAUCAUGAGUUGUUCACGAUCUCACAUAAGACCCCUCAGAAGCCACAGAGUGGUUCUUGGUUUCUUUUCAAUCGUAGAGUACUCCGGUACUUCCGAAGUGAUGGAUUUGAAUGGCAAAAGAAGAAGAAUGGGAAGACCAUUAAUGAAGCUCAUGAGCGCCUUAAGGUCGAUAAUGUGGAUGCACUGAAUUGCUACUAUGCUCGUGGAGACAAAAAUCCUACAUUUCAGAGGCGGAUAUAUUGGAUGCUGGAUCCGGCUUAUGAACACAUUGUCCUUGUCCACUAUAGGGAUGUUCUAGAGGGCAGCAUUUCAGUGUCUGCACGAAAUGAUUCUUCAACAUCGAAUCAGAAUGGCAGUGCUAGCAGAGCUGAAGUACAUAGUUCACCUGGUUGGACAAGUGAGUUAAUUGUACAAUGUCCCAAUUCGUGCAGUCCGGGAUCUGCGGAAGAAGUUAGUUCCCGUACUAGUGCAAGUGAAUCUGAUUGGAUUCAACAUAAGGCAGCCUUGCGGAAGCUUAAAAUGCAGCUGAGUCUGGAAGACAAAGAAGAUUGUGAUGUUAAUGCCGAGGAAGUUCCAGCAAAUAAUGCGCCUAUUAUUUUGCCUGGGAUUCAGAAUGAGGAGCUAGACACUUCUAGGAAUCAUGAUGAUAUCUUUGAUGUGCUGGACUUUAAUGAAGAUCGUAUCAACGGAACUGGAACCCACUCAUGUCCCAGUGCUAUUGAUGUGCUAAAAAAUUCAGACACAUGGUUAGAGGAGGAUCAGCUUGAGGCAAUUCUGCAUCCAGCAUGUAUGACAUUGACUGAAAAUCAAUGGUUCAAGAUUCAUGAGAUUUCUCCAGAAUCAGCGUUUUCUUCUGAAAGUACAAAGGUUAUCAUUGUAGGAGACUUCCUUUGCAAUCCCCCUCACAGUUCAUGGGAACUGCUGUUUGGUGAUGUUAAGGUACCUGUGGAAAUUAUCCAGCAAGGUGUCAUCCGAUGCCAUACUCCAUGCCUUAAUGCUGGAAAAGUGAGAAUGUGCUUGGUCGAUGGGAAUGGGAAGUCCUGUAGUGAAGCACGAGAAUUUGAAUUCCUUGAAAAGCCUACCAAAGGCAUGAUUGAUGGAAACAGGAACCCCUGCAAUGAAGCACGAGAUUCCAAAAUCCAUCAGAUACCUACGAAAAGUAGUGAUGAGCUGUCGCUGUUACUACAUUAUGUUCAGAUGCUUUUUGAUGGUCAUGCUUGUGGGCUAUUUUCAAAUUUUAGCUUGCCACUCCCAAAUCUCGGCUGUGAAUUCCAAAUCAACCAAAUGGAUAUCAUAAAGAAGACAUAUGAGCAGCUGGACCCUGAGAAUACAGUAAAUAGUGUCAUGGAAGCAUUGCUUAAUGACAAGUUUAAGCAAUGGCUGUCAUCUAAAUGUGAACAGAAUAUUGACGGAGAUCAUUUUCUUCCUAAGCAAUACCACAGUAUUAUACAUAUGAUUGCAGCCUUGGGAUAUGUCUUGGCUUUGAAGCCACUGCUUAGUUCUGGAGUGCCUAUAAACUACCGUGAUGCAAAUGGAUGGACUGCUCUACAUUGGGCUGCAAGGUUUGGCAGAGAAGAUAUGGUCGUGGCUCUUCUUGCUGCUGGUGCUGCAGCUGGUGCACUUUCACAUCCGACAUCAGAGGAUCCUGCUGCCAAAACACCUGCUUCAAUAGCUUUGGCAUAUGGUUUCAAGGGCCUAUCCGCAUUCCUUUCAGAAGCACAAUUAACAACUCAUCUUGAUUCUAUUGAAUCAAAAGAAAAUGGAAAACCUGAUUCUAGGGAAGGGGGGAUAUGUCGUGCUGUGGACAGAAUAUCAGACAAAAGCAGCCACGUGCAUGGUGGAACUGAUGAUCAGCUUGCACUUAAGGAUUCCCUAGGAGCUGUCCGGAAUGCAGUUCAGGCUGCAGGACGCAUACAAGCUGCAUUCCGAAUUUUUUCCUUUAAGAAAAAGAAAGAGAUGGCUCUUCAGAACAGAAAUAGCUGCUUCUUGUCCAUUAGUGAGACAGAAGCAGUUUCACUUUCACAUGGUAUGCUGGAGAAAGCUGCAUUAUCUAUCCAGAAGAAUUUCAGGUGCUGGAAAAAACGUAAAGAAUUCCUGAGGAUACGUAAUAAUGUUGUCAGGAUACAGGCCCGAGUGAGAGCUCAUCAAGAAAGAAAGAAGUACAAGGAAUUACUUUCAAGUGUUGGAGUCCUUGAGAAGGUGAUGAUACGGUGGUACCGUAAAGGUGUUGGUUUGCGUGGAUUCAAUUCUGAGGCGAUGCCUAUUGAUGAAGUGGACGAAGAUGUUGCCAAGGUUUUCCGGAAGCUCAGAGUGGAAACAGCCAUUGAUGAAGCUGUUUCAAGGGUAUCAUGUAUCCUUGGUAGCCCUAAAGCAAUGCAGCAGUACCGUAGGAUGCUCAAGAGGUACCAACAAGCAAAGGAUGAUCAUGAAAAGUAAUGCAUGUGUUAAGCCAACAGUGAUGGACAGUGAAUCCCGAGAAAACUGAAAAAUUCUUGGGUGAUCUAGUACCAGCUCCAAUUCAUGCUGGACGCUGUUUGAGUGUACAUAGCAACGUCAUGUGCAAUAGCUGACUUUUGGCUGAAAGUUGAUAAAGAUGAUGACUUAGUACAUGCAGAAGCUUCCAAGAUCCCGAGCAAGGUAGAUGAGGUCUGAGCAACACUGUAUCCGAUAUAUAUGCCUUAUGCACUGCCUUCAGUCAGUAGGUUUGUAGUAAAUUUGUACUAUAUGGUAGUAAAUAGGGGCAAACUAUUGUAAUUUGUAGCACGGUGAAUGUUGUAAGGAAUCUCUCAGUUGCCAUUUUUGGCCUUGUUUAGUUCCAAAAUUUUUUGCAAAACA